CACGUCCUUUUUGUCGCGCCAGACACAUCACCAGACACAGCAGCAGACUUUUAUGGCCCCCUACUUUAAAUUGGUAGUAGUUUGUAGCAAGUACUAGACUUCUCCAUCCUUGUAGUAAGUAGACUGCAUCCGCAUCCUUGUUUUUGAGUAGAUGAAAUAGACUUUAGUGUCUUCAUUUUAUAGAGGAAUCUAUGUGUGAGACAGGGGUCGCUUCUUCUUCGCACAGCUUUAAAUUGACUUUUAACAAGUUGUACGGUUUCUUGUUACAAGUAUAUUUGGCUGGGGACUACAGUCUAGCUCUAGCCACUUGUUACUGUCAUCAUUCUCUUUAGGUGAAGACUAUUACAUAGAAGUACAGUUGCAUUAGUAGUAGGAGUUACAAAUACAACUUACAAAAGGCUGUAGGAC
Amoebophrya sp. A25 is the source of this 408-nucleotide messenger RNA. NCBI's taxonomy places the organism in Eukaryota, Dinophyceae, Syndiniales, Amoebophryaceae. The record is from the annotation of a GenBank genome assembly.